Mesocricetus auratus (golden hamster) is the source of this 2368-nucleotide messenger RNA. Its product is annotated as UL16-binding protein 1-like. Lineage: Eukaryota; Metazoa; Chordata; Mammalia; Rodentia; Cricetidae. The record is from RefSeq and is a predicted model, not a curated record. Gene Ontology annotation, cellular component: external side of plasma membrane. Gene Ontology annotation, biological process: antigen processing and presentation of endogenous peptide antigen via MHC class Ib; antigen processing and presentation of endogenous peptide antigen via MHC class I via ER pathway, TAP-independent; immune response. Bases 194 to 727 code for a protein of 177 amino acids. The transcript is spliced from 5 exons.
UCCUGAGAGAGGCUUGGCACUGACUAGCACAGCAGGGCGAGCGCUAAGGCAUCCAGGACCUGUGGUGCGGCUCCAAGGAGGGCAGGUGGCCUGUAGGCAUCGAGAUACACACUAUCUCAGAUGCGACUUCAGUAUCAAGUCUCAUCCCACACACGGAGAGAAAGGUUGGGAAGUACAGUGCACGGCAGAUGGAAUGUCUUUACUUCACCAUAGUAACGGAGGAAAUGUGGUAAAUGCUGCUAAGACAUGUGGAGGUUUGUACCCAAAAGUAAAAGACACUGGAGAAGAGUUGAGGAAGCAGCUACUUCUCAUGGAAAACCAGGCAGUGCUGACCAGGGGCCAUCACGCCAUGGAGGGCACCAUGGUAUCUCAAUAUAAACACGGACAACCCGUUGAUGCCUCCUGGAACUUCACCAUUGAUGGACAGCAUUCCUUCUUCUAUGUUCACUAUAAUCAAAACAACAAGAAAUGGGAAGUGAUUAACUAUAACGCCACAGGUGUCCUAGAGAAUUGGGAGAAUAAUGCAGAACUAGCACAAGACCUAGCAAUGCUCUCCAUGGGAGAUUCCAGACACUGCCUUGAGGAAUUCUUAAAGCACCAGAAGGAAAUGCCAACCUCACCAAAUGGUGUGACAGUUGUGAGCCAGCAGCCUUUGUCACUGGCCAUCAAGCCCAGCAUCUCUGGCCUGCUGAUAAUCCUCACCUGCUCCCUCCUGCUUCUUACCUGAGGAGAAUCCUUGGCAAUGACAGGGUGAAGAAGCUCCAGUGAAUGCUGUGAGAGUUCGUCUGGUGCAGCCCCUCUCCCUACUCCUCAGCCUCAACCAGAUGAACCUUGAUGCCGCUGACACGGAUUCCGUGUUCUUUCAUGCUGUGCCAGUCACUCGGGCCCUGUCUUAUCUCCUUGUUCUGUUUCCUUGGUUCUCCCUAGUGGGUUUGCCCUGCAUGGAACAACUUGAACUAGAGAUCUGGAGAAGAACAUGAUCAUGUACCCAUCCCUAGCCUACGGAACGGGAUACCCAGAUCUCCUAAGUGAGUGUGAGAAGUUAUUACCCUGUAUAAAUAACUUGUCAGUAAAGAGGUCAGUGUGAGACAGACUAGGAAAACCCCUCACUCCCCAAGAUAUUUGGCAGGGAGUUAAAUUCUGUUAAGAAUAUUAAUUUUGUAAUAGAAAAUUUAAUACCAUGCCUGUACUAGGCAGCCUUUUCUAGAACAAAAUAAGAAAUGUACGUUUUUAUAUGAGUAUUUAUGGUACAAAGGGACAUUUCAUCACAUGAUAUGUGAUGGUUUACACUAUUAUCACUAUUAUAGGUGAGUUUCUGUGACAUGCACUAGGCAGUCCAGCAAUGGCCACACGCACACUGGCCUGCUCAGUCCUACAUGCUGGCUGCCCCUGCAGUGACAGUCUGGCAGUGAGAGCUGGAAGGUCCUGGAAAUCUGGUGCUGCUGGGUGCACAUCCUCCUGAUGCAGGUUCUGGGUCAGUGCAGCUCUCCUGUGCUCUCAGAGAAGUCUCUUCUGCACGUCCAGACCUGUGAUGGAAGGAGGAUGAACUCACACAAGUUUCCUCUGACUCCACACCCGCACUUGUACACAAGUGCACUAGCACUCGCACACUGAUGCACACACACACGCACACACACACACACACACGCACACAGUGUAACAACAUGAACCCUAAUGUAUGAACAGUAUAAAAUAUAUAGUUCACUGCUGAAAAUAAUUUUUUGAAGCAGGGCCUCACUAUGUAGAUUAGGCUAGCCUGGAACUCAAAGACCCCCCUGCCCCUACCGCCCCAGGAUCAGGCUAAAAGGAAUGCACCAUCACCUCUGCCUAAUUCUUGCUUUUUUAGCUCUAAUGAUUACUAAGUAUUAGAAUUUUAAAACUGACUAUUUCACGCAAAUUAAGUAUACAGUGGCAUUAAGUAAACUGGCAAUAAUCAAAUAUCUCAGGUAUCACUAAAGGAAACUUGUAACAACUAAGCAUAGGAAACAGGAAUAGAGGACUAGUUGUUUAAUAGAAGUUACUGAUAACGGGAACACAGCCCCAGACCUUAGCACAGCUGACUCAACGAUGGAAGUAACAUUCAGGCUGUAAAGCUCAGCAAAUAGACAGCACCACCUGGAAAAACUAAAGCAAAGGCCUAAUCCAUCCAAAUUCAUGGUUAAGGGACAGUCUCUGAAUGCGCUAACCCUACUUUUUAGCUUCUAUACCUCCACUUCUAGCUAAUUGCUCUUGUUAACUAAAGUUUGUCUCCCAACAACAUGGGUUUUUGUGCUUAAAAUCUCUGCCUGAGAAAGGCUUGGUGCUGCACUGGGAUUGUAAACCCCAGUGCAGUUGCUGACCACUAAUAAAGAGUUUCUAUUGACUUAAA